Messenger RNA from Pipistrellus nathusii (Nathusius's pipistrelle), 291 nucleotides. The record is from the annotation of a GenBank genome assembly. Lineage: Eukaryota; Metazoa; Chordata; Mammalia; Chiroptera; Vespertilionidae.
AUGAUGGACAAACUGCCUGGCUUCCUGGGGACACAAGGCCCUGGACAUGGCGGAGAACAACAUGCUGGACCUGCUGUGCAUGUGGAAGAUGCACUUGGCUUCCAAGCCACUGAAGGGUGCCCGCAUCGCCAGUGCCUGCACAUGACCGUUGAGACAGCUGUCCUCAUUGAGCCCCUUGUUGCCCUGGGUGCUGAGGUGCAGUGGUCCAGCUGCAACAUCUUCUCCUCCCAGGACCAUGCAGCAGCUGCCAUUGCCAAGGCCGGCAUUCUGGUGUAUUGCCUGGAAGGGUGA